Molecule: messenger RNA, 5337 nt
Organism: Hirundo rustica (Barn swallow)
Lineage: Eukaryota; Metazoa; Chordata; Aves; Passeriformes; Hirundinidae
Gene: DDC
Product: dopa decarboxylase
Exons: 14
Coding region: 169-1635 (488 amino acids)
Biological process (GO): amino acid metabolic process; serotonin biosynthetic process; catecholamine metabolic process
Molecular function (GO): pyridoxal phosphate binding; aromatic-L-amino-acid decarboxylase activity
Source: RefSeq, a predicted model, not a curated record
GGGACCUGGAUUCUCUGCCUAUAUAUGCUGGCAACUGCAUCCUCUCCGCUUUAAAGCUGUCACUGAGGAGCAAAGAAAGGCAGUGAGAAGGGCAGAGGAGAAGCAAAAACCUUACCAACUCACUCGCUUCCUGUUAAAUCUUUGAAUAAGCCCAAAAGUUUGAUACCCAUGGAUGCUGCAGAAUUCCGCAAGAGAGGGAAGGAGAUGGUGGACUAUGUUGCGGAUUACCUGGAGAAGAUAGAGAAACGACAGGUAUUCCCAGAUGUGGAACCAGGAUACCUGCGGCCCCUCAUCGCAGACUGUGCACCCCAGGAUCCUGAGAGCUUUGAGGAUGUCUUUAAAGACAUUGAGAACAUCAUUAUGCCAGGGGUGACUCACUGGCACAGUCCGUACUUUUUUGCCUACUUCCCUGCGGCCUCUUCCUUCCCAGCUCUUCUUGCAGAUAUGUUGUGUGGUGGAAUAGGAUGUGUGGGCUUCUCUUGGGCUGCAAGUCCAGCUUGCACAGAGCUGGAGACUGUCAUGCUGGAUUGGCUAGGAAAGAUGAUUAAUUUGCCUGAAGAGUUUUUAGCUGGGAAGGAUGGCCAAGGUGGAGGAGUCAUUCAGGGAAGUGCAAGUGAGGCCACCCUGAUUGCACUGCUUGCUGCAAGAACAAAGACUAUCAGACAGGUGCAGUCAGAGAAUCCUGAGCUAACAGAAGCAGAGAUCAUGGGCAGGCUGGUGGCUUAUGCUUCUGAUCAGGCUCAUUCAUCUGUGGAAAGGGCUGCCCUAAUUGGUGCUGUGAAGAUUAAAAAUGUUCCUUCAGAUGACACAUUCACUGUUUGUGGUUCAGCCCUGAAGAAAGUUCUGGAUGAAGACAAAGCUGCUGGUCUUAUACCAUUUUUUUUCUGUGCAACACUUGGAACCACCUCUUGCUGCUCCUUUGACAAACUGCUAGAACUGGGUCCUCUUUGUAAUAAGGAAAAUAUCUGGAUGCAUAUUGAUGCAGCCUAUGCAGGAAGUGCUUUCAUCUGCCCUGAAUUCAGGCAUCUUUUAAAUGGAGUGGAGUUUGCAGAUUCAUUUAACUUUAAUCCUCACAAAUGGCUCCUAGUGAAUUUUGACUGCUCUGCAAUGUGGGUGAAAAAAAGAUCAGAUUUAAUAGGUGCCUUUAAAUUAGAACCUCUUUACCUGCAGCAUCACCAUCAGGAAUCUGGUCUUGUAACAGAUUACCGUCACUGGCAAAUCCCCCUGGGCAGGAGGUUCCGCUCCCUGAAGCUCUGGUUCGUGCUGAGGAUGUACGGGGUCAAGGGGCUGCAGGAGCACAUCCGCAAGCACAUCAGACUGUCGCAUCAAUUUGAACACUUAGUCCUUCAGGAUGAAAGGUUUGAGAUCUGUGCUGAGGUUAUCUUGGGACUGGUCUGCUUCCGGCUGAAGGGCUCAAAUGAACUAAAUGAGGCACUUCUUAAAAGCAUAAAUGAUGCCAAGAAGAUCCAUCUGGUCCCGUGCCACCUGCGAGAGAAGUUUGUGCUACGUUUUGCUAUUUGCUCCCGCACAGUGGAAUCCACCCACAUCAAGUUUGCCUGGCAGCACAUCUCACAGCUGGCAACUGAUCUUCUGAAAACAUGGGAGCAAAACCACCACCAGCAGAACCAGCAGUGAAGUAUAAGUGUAGAUGACGUAAUUAACUGGCUUUCUCUGUGUUGCCAAGUUUUAUUUUAGGUGCAGGUGGGAAAGUCAAACUACGAAGGAAAAAAGUACAAAACCUGUUGUUAUAUAGCCCAGCUGCAGUAGCAAAAUCCUUGCCAGCAAGUUGAGUUGUAACUGUAGUCCUUCCUUCUCUGUACUGUAGUUUCAUCUUGCCUGUUUCCAGGAUGCACAUAGUCAAGGAGACUCAAGCUGUCAUUUCUUAAUAGUUUGUUGUCAAGAGCAGUUGUUCAACCAAGCAAUGGAAGGGUUGGUGCUCCCUCUGUUGUCCCCGGUUCACCUCUAGCGUGCCCCCUCUUUUCUUCACACAUGAAACUAAGAGGUGUUAUAACCAAUUAAUUUAACAUUACUAUGACUUCAGGAGGAACCCAAUUUCGGGAAGUUUAGUUCGAGUUCUAAAUAUGUUAUUAUCUGAAUAGGCAUGCACAAAUGUAGUUGCCAGGAUUUUGGGCACUGUCAUGUCAUGAUACCUUGCUGCAGUAAUUUUGUAAAUGAACAAAGGACAAAGGACUUCAAGACUUCCUUCACUGCAUAGCCAGACCUAGGGGAAUGAGCAGUAACUGAUUACUAAUCAACCUUCUAGCAGGUUCUCUACUUUCCCCUAAAUGGUUUGCUUUUAAAACAGCCAUUUUGUCAAAUUCCAGCAAAUAGGUUGUGCUGGCUAUUGGUUUCCAGAUUGAUCAUUCAUAAUGAGGUCCCUGAAAAGCUCCUCCUGAAGAGUUUUGUCAAAAAUUCCAUGUGCUACCUGGUGUUCUAUACUUCAAUCAAGUUAUUAUCAGCAGUGAUUACUUGAAAAUAGUCUGUAAGAUAUGUUCUGUGAAACUGAGUUGAUUUGGUUUUAUGGCUACCAUUUUGAUUACUUCAUGGUAUAAUAAAUCUUUGACAAAAUGUGCUUAGAAAUGUGAUGUCAAAAAUGUUAUUCUUAAUUUCUCAAAUUAGCAAACAAAUGAGUAAAUAAGUGACAGUAAAAAUAGGAAGUAAGAGGACAACCCCCCCCCCCCCCCCCCCAAAUCAGCUGUGGUGCCCCCGUCAGUUGUUUUCUUCCAUUCACAGUGGUGAAUGGAAAAUGAAAAUACUGGAAAACCGCUUUCUGAGAAAGUCAAAUCAUAUUUAUUUGACACAAACCAUGAACAUGCCAUCCUGUCAAAGUAAAGAGCUAAAAUGAAAGUUAGAGGUUAAAGUCAGAACAAUAUCAAGUCAAGAAGUACUUUUGCCACUUAAAAAACAUAAAUUCCAGACAGUUAUUUCUGUGUAAAUAAGAACAACAUAAGUAGCUGCUCCAAGAAGAAAAUAAUAUGUAGGAUUAAUUUCUACAUUACUUCCUUUUAAUUCUCGUAUUAACUUCUAAAGCCUUUUGAGCAACAUGCACAAUUAUUCAGCUUUCUUCCUCCAUCCCUUUCAAGUAUAAUUCCUAUUGCUGGGAAGUUGCAAGUAGACCAGGGAACAUGGAUUGGGACAGUCAAUUUGGCACACGGUCUGCUUGUACCUCUGGUUUUCCUAAACUCUCACUUCUAGGGUGGAAACCUGGAAGGAUUAUUAUUUCCAUAAGAAACUGAUUUCCCAGGCAACAGAUGAAGAAAGGGAUACCAAUGAAUUUGGUAAAACCCAGUAAUAUUUGAGCAAGUGACUGACACAAGACACUACUGUCAGCUACAGUGUCAGAAAUUUUGAUAGCGUCAUUCUCUUCAGCAGAACCAAUAUGAAAUGUAGCUUUUCUGUGGUAGCACAAUGCAAUAGAUUGGUAGACUGAAGAGAGUGGAAAACGCUGGCAGUUGUUCCUUUUCUCUGUUACUAAUUUUUUUUCUAAAUGUUACUCACAUCUCAUGACCUGGAAAACAAUGUUUGUCCAUAACACAUAUCUUCCACACUGAUACAAUUUUACAACUUUUACAUUAUGAAAACUUUAGAAUCUUGGAGCCAAAGAAGAAUUACACCUUCUCUGUGAACAGAUCAGUAUUUUUUUAUGUGAAAUAUAUAACCAGGUCUGUUCAGGGGAAAAAAAAACCAAAAAAAACCCAAAGAAAACCCCUCACAAAAAAACCAACAACAACAACAAAACCACAUGGAUUUGGAUCAAAACUAUCCCAGAGUAAAUCCAGGAUAAUUCCACUGAAAUGAAAUGGAGUUGCUUCAGGCUUAGGUGACUAUAAUUGAAAUUAAAAAUCUGACUAGUAAGUGCUGGAAAAGAAAGGCAUAAGGUAAGGCACCACUAAACUGUACAUAAGAAGAUUCUGCUGGAAAUCUGCUCCAUGGAAACAAGAGCAGAGAUGAAUGAUGCCUGCUUGUGUGAGCCUCAAACUGCUGUAAAACCGGGAUGCAGGCAGGCUGCACACCCAAACCUAGGAGAGGUGAAAUGUCCCCAAGAGCCCAGAAUUAGACAUAGAUCCCUUUAGAGGUUUAUGGGAAAAUACUGCCAAAACUGACAUUCAAUUAAACAUUUUUCAGUAUCUGGAUAUCAGUUUUAGAAGUGGCUGUCGUCCAGAUACAAAAACUCCUCUUGGCAAAGAAUUCAAGAUAAAGGCUAAUUUAAAAUAUAGAUAGAGUAAAAGUUAAUUUUUGUUUUGGUUUUUUUUAAAGAAAUUAUGUAAGUAAAUCUGGCUAAUAAACAGUGAUAAGACCCAUGGAAUUACAUUUCCCCAUGUCUAGCCCAAUACAGAAACCUGAAGCUCACAGUUCUGGUUUUCCUGAAAUUCUAGGAUGAUUCAAAUAUGCAACUAGUGAAGGCCUUCAUAGUAUUCAGUCUCUCAUACCCUCUUUUUUUCAUGGGAUAAUUCCUUCUUAGACUAUUAACAUUAGAUCAUCUGAAAAGGAAAUAGGGGCUAUGUAAUCAACUCAAGAAGAAGCACUGAAAGGAACAUUUUGAAAGAAGAACCUAAUUGCUGUUUCUGUUCUGUAGCUUUGCAACAUGUCUGCAAGUGAGAAACACUGUAUUUAUGAAUAGUUAAUGUUAAUCUGGAUUUAUUGUGCCUUGUGUGCAAAAGCUAAUACAGUCUGUGCCGAUGAAUACUGUUUGAUAUUAAAAAUAAUUACAAAAUCCCAGAACUGUACUUCAGUAGAAUAUCCAUAUCUCAAGGAAGACUGCAGCUUUUAGAGAAGGAGGGAAAACCCCUGACUUCUACUUUCAGGAACCCCAAUUUUUUUUAACUAGCAGAGUACAGUACUUACAUUCUUAAUGACAGAUUAUAAGUAUAUUUUAUUACUGAUGGUGAAAUAUUGGAAAUAUAUGUAUUUAUGAAAGUAUUGGUAAUAUAUUAUACUCUGAACUGCAUUAUAAUUAUUACAUUUAAAAUUAUUUUCUUGUCUUUACAUACAAGAUUCUGCUCAUGGCUGUUUUGUUGUUGUUGGUUACCAUAUGUGAUGAGCAGUGCUCACAUUGAAGUUGCCUUACAACAGCAGUCUAAACCUUGAGAUGUAUAAACUAAAAUUGCUCAAAGAUAGAAGAAAAUGAGAAAUAAAACUAAGAAUCCUGAAGACCAGCAUGAUUGGUGGGGGCAGGUUAAAUACCCAUCAAUGGAUAAUAUCUAUAUAGCCUAUGUAAAGUUUAUAUGUUCUAAAUGGAAAAAUAAUCAGAAGUCUAAUGCUCUAAUUAUAAUUUGCGAGCUGUUGAACAGACAUAUAGGUUUUAAUUGGCAAUAUUAAUAAAUGGAAACAAAACUA